Molecule: messenger RNA, 488 nt
Organism: Heteronotia binoei (common prickly gecko)
Lineage: Eukaryota; Metazoa; Chordata; Lepidosauria; Squamata; Gekkonidae
Product: protein MRP-126-like
Exons: 3
Coding region: 76-378 (100 amino acids)
Biological process (GO): endothelial cell migration
Cellular component (GO): extracellular exosome; cytoplasm
Molecular function (GO): transition metal ion binding; calcium ion binding
Source: RefSeq, a predicted model, not a curated record
GGAGCAGCACUGCGUCCUUUUGACCCACAGUUGCUUUCUCCCUCGUCAUUGACAGAGAUCAGAAGCGGACCCAAGAUGCCUUUGACUGAAAUGGAGCAAUCCGUUCAGACCAUCCUGAAACUGUUCCACGAAUCUGCAGCCCAAGAGGGCGACUUUGACACUCUCAGCAAAGCGGAGCUGAAAGGGUUCAUCACCAAGAACUUCCCAACCUUCAUGAAGAAAUUGAAGGACCCCAGCAUGCUCGACAAUGUAUUCGAACAGCUGGACACCAACAAGGACCAGGAGAUCAGCUUUGGGGAAGUCAUGCAGUUCGUCACCAUUGUGGCCAUUCUGAGCCACGACCGCCUCCAUGGGGGGAGCGAGUCUUCCGCUCAGUGAGGCCAACGUGCCUAGCAAAUAUACGCGGCGCGAGCCAAACGCAGGGGUUCCCCUCAACUUCUUUGUUCGGUGCUGUCAUGGGAAGACAAUAAAGGUCAACUCUAAAGUUG